This is a messenger RNA of Mesorhabditis spiculigera, 675 nucleotides long. Lineage: Eukaryota; Metazoa; Nematoda; Chromadorea; Rhabditida; Rhabditidae. The record is from the annotation of a GenBank genome assembly.
AUGGCAGAGCAGAAGCCGCCGAUGGUCGCCCGCCGUUCGCAGAAUCGUAGAUGGUGUACGCAAACGUACAACUGCAGCCGCUGCCGGGCGACCGGUGUCAAGGUCGAUGACAUGAUGUGCAACCUCGAGAAACUGGAGACGGCGCUCGGCAUGAAGAUGGACGAAUUUACCGGAAACUUCUCGGAUUUGCACGAUCAAGUUCAAGCCGCUUCCGAAUGCUACAAGUGUGUGCUGAAGAAAAGCCUCGGGGAACCGCUGGAAAAGAAGCAGAUGUGGAAACCGCUGGAGAACAUCAUGAUCGAAUCGCACGCCAAGGAAAUUGGCCACCAGUCGCAGGGCGGCUCGGAGGAAUUCCUGAAGCGCCUCAUCAUUUUCAAGCGGCUCCAGGGGCAGCACGAGGAGGCCAUUAAGAAAGGCGACGAGUUGCGGCUGAAAAUCGGGGAGUCCAAGUCGAUUUCCGAGUACGAGGUGGCCAUCGAGAACUACGAGCGCUUCAUGGAGGAUUUUACAUGUCUAUCUGAGGAAAUGGCCGACGGCCUGAAUAUUGGCAGCAAGAAAUUUGAGGAACUGAUCCGUUGCGGCAAAAUCGGCACCCCCGACACGAAGCCGUCCACCAGCGGGCUGAGCAACCAAGCCCCGCCCCCGUAUGAAGAAACGGAAGCCGUGCAGGUUCCA